UCGCCGAGGGGGCCCCGAGCGCUCCGUGCGGGAGAACAAAAAAGGCAGCGCCAGCGAGGACGGCCAGGCUCGGCGCCGCGAUCGCCCGCCCGCCUCUCCCGCUCGCGUCUCCGGGGAAGCCCCGCGGCCCAAAGUAGCCGCAGCAGCAGCCGCAGCAGCAGCGCCGGCGCCGCCCCGCCGGGCUCCACUCCGCGCGUGGACGGGACCACUCCGGCCCCGGGACGGGGAUCGCUGCUGCGGCCGAGACAGCUAUGCCGGGCUCCUCCGGCCCGCCUCCGAGCCCGGGAGGCGGCCUGCUGCUGCCGUUGCUGCUCCCUGGCCAAGUCCGUCCAACUUCGUGAGCUGUGCGGGCGGCCGAGGAAGAGCCCGUCGUCGAGGGAGCCGAGCGGGAGCGCAGACGCCGCGUGGAGGCGGGUGGCCUCCGGGCAGGAGCCGUCUCGGGCUCGGCGUCUUCCCGCAGAGAGAGCCGAGGGGGCGGGCGGCGGCGACUCCGGCCGGCGGGCGCUUUGCCUGCCCCUCCCGCGCCGUCGGCCUUCGGGGCUGCCGCUCUAUGCCGUUGCUGCGUUUCCUGAUGCGGCAGCGCGGCUGCCGACCCUCGGCGAGUGGCUGGACCGGCCGUGCGAGCCCUUGGUCCGGGCGCCGACGCCGGCGACGCCGCGGCGGUAGCAGCAGCAGCAGCAGCCUCAGCCCCCGCUGGCUCCCCUGCAUGCGGCGCCCGUCCGGGAGGGUCUGACCCGGAGCCAGCGAAGGGCAGCCCGGGCGAAGCGCAUGUUCAGGUCCAAACGGGCAGGGCUUGUGCGGCGCCUUUGGAGAAGCCGGGUGCUCCCCGACGGCGGCGGCGGAGGAGGAUCGGGCGGAGGAGAUGCGGGGAGCAGCAGCCUCAGGAAGAACGAGGAGGCCGGCGGCAGCGAGGGGAGGCGCCCGGUGACCUGCGGAGGCGCCGUCGAGGAGCCGGCCGCUCCGGAGGGCUCCAUGAUGCGCGGAGACGGCGACCCCCUACCGGAGGAGGCCGAGGAAGCGGCGGCGCAGGAGGCCGGGGGCGGCGGCCAGAAGGAAGGAGGCUUGUGGGCUCAGGAGAGCGACGGCCGGACGGUGAGCUGCUGCCUCUUCAAGGAGCGGGGCUUGGACGGCGCCGCCUGCCCCGACGGCCGCUCCCGCCUGACGCUGCUAGAGCAGGAGCUGAAGAGCGUCACUUACUCGCUCCUGAAGCGCCUCAAGGAGCGCUCCCUCGACAGUCUGCUGGAGGCCGUCGAGUCCCGCGGAGGGAUGCCCAGCGGCUGCGUCCUGGUCUCCCGGGCCGAGCUGGAAGGACGUCUGGGCGGCCAGGCGGCCCCGCCGCAGCUGCUCCUGGGCAAACUCUUCCGAUGGCCGGACCUCCAGUGCCCUGCCGAGCUGAAGCCGCUGUGCGAGUGCCGGAGCUUCGGCCUCCCCGAAGGGCCCACCGUCUGCUGCAACCCCUACCACUUCAGCCGUCUGUGCGGGCCAGAAUCGCCACCCCCUCCUUAUUCCCGGCUGUCUCCAAAGGAUGAGCAAAAGCCAUUGAACCUUUCAAAUUCCACGUUGUCCUACACUGAAACGGAGGCUACAAAUUCACCCAAUGUCAUCGCUGGAGACUUUUCUGAUGCCAGCACAUCGCCUGAUGCCAUGAAACACAGCCACUGGUGCAGCGUUGCCUACUGGGAGCAUCGGACACGCGUGGGGCGCCUCUACCCAGUGUACGAACAGUCUGUCAGUAUAUUUUAUGACCUACCUCAAGGAAACGGCUUCUGCCUCGGACAGCUCAACCUGGAGAACAGAAACGAGACGGUCCAGAGGACUCGGAACAAGAUCGGAUAUGGGAUUUUGCUCAGCAAAGAAGCGGACGGCGUGUGGGCUUACAACCGGAGCGAACACCCGAUCUUCGUCAAUUCCCCUACCCUGGACAUUCCCAGCUGUCGAACCUUAAUCGUGCACAAAGUGAUGCCAGGGUACUCGAUCAAGGCCUUCGACUACGAGAAAUCCUCUCUCUUGAAGCAUGCCACUGACUUAGAGUACCCAGAUGGACCCUACGACCCGAACAGUGUCCGGAUCAGCUUUGCGAAAGGCUGGGGGCCCUGCUACUCCAGGCAGUUUAUCACCUCUUGUCCGUGCUGGCUAGAAAUUCUGCUCAACACAAACAAUAGAUAGCUGUUGGAUGCUGAGGAUCGAAGCCCCGGAGACCCCAAAUAUCAUCUACCUAGAUUUAAUAUAAAGUUUUAUAUAUAUAUAUAUAUAAAUAUAUAUAUAUUAUAUGAAAAUAUAUAUAUAUUAUACUUGUAAUUAUGGAGUCAUUUUUACAAUGUCAUUAUUUAUGUACGGUGCAAUGUGUAUAUGGACAAAAAAAUGGAAAAUGCACUUUGGCUAAAAGUCUUUCAGUACUACAGUUGUGUUUUUUAAAAAAAAUGAUUGAAAAAAUAUACAGCAAAUAUUGGAGUAUUGCCAGGAUUUUGGCUGUAUAGUUUUUUUUAAAAAAAUAGUAAUAUCCAGGCCAAAAGCUAGUACCAGUUGCUCAUUAAUAAUAAACUAUUUGCAUUUA
This is a messenger RNA of Thamnophis elegans (Western terrestrial garter snake), 2554 nucleotides long. It is a transcript of the gene SMAD6, whose product is annotated as SMAD family member 6. Gene Ontology annotation, molecular function: I-SMAD binding; transcription regulator inhibitor activity. Lineage: Eukaryota; Metazoa; Chordata; Lepidosauria; Squamata; Natricidae. The record is from RefSeq and is a predicted model, not a curated record. Gene Ontology annotation, biological process: SMAD protein signal transduction; regulation of transcription by RNA polymerase II; cell differentiation. The transcript has 4 exons. The coding region runs from base 769 to 2166 and encodes 465 amino acids. Gene Ontology annotation, cellular component: heteromeric SMAD protein complex.